AAGCUCACCCUCAGCUGGAUCUAAAGCCUUCCCGGCAUUGUGAGUCAGCCCGAGAGGGACAGGAAAACUGCUGUAUGGGCCCUGCUGCCAGCGUGACCUCACCUUCUCGGUGCCAGCUAUGAGUACCUGCAACUUCACACAUGCCACCUUUGUACUUAUUGGUAUCCCAGGACUAGAAGCAGCUCAAUUCUGGAUUGGCUUUCCCCUGCUUUCUAUGUAUGCUGUGGCAUUGUUUGGAAAUUGCAUCGUGGUCUCCAUCGUAAGGAUGGAGCGCAGCCUCCACGCUCCCAUGUACCUCUUUCUCUGCAUGCUGGCAGCCAUCGACCUGGCCUUGUCCACAUCCACCAUGCCCAAGAUCCUCGCCCUCUUCUGGUUCGACUCCCGGGAGAUCACCUUUGAUGCCUGUAUGACCCAGAUGUUCUUUAUUCACGCUCUCUCAGCCAUCGAGUCCACCAUUCUACUGGCCAUGUCCUUUGACCGUUACGUAGCAAUCUGCCACCCGCUGCGCCAUGCCGCAGUGCUCAACAACACAGUGACAGCCCAGAUUGGCCUGGUGGCUGUGGCCCGCGGAUCCCUCUUCUUCAUCCCACUGCCUCUGCUCAUCAAACGGCUAGCCUUCUGCCAAUCCAAUGUGCUCUCGCAUUCCUAUUGCUUGCACCAGGAUGUAAUGAAGUUGGCCUACGCAGACACAUUGCCCAAUGUGGUCUAUGGUCUUACUGCCAUCCUGCUGGUCAUGGGUGUGGAUGCCCUGUUCAUCUCUUUGUCCUAUUUUCUGAUUAUACGAACAGUUCUACAACUGCCUUCCAAGUCGGAGCGGGCCAAGGCCUUUGGAACCUGUGUGUCACACAUUGGUGUGGUGCUGGCCUUCUAUGUGCCUCUCAUCGGCCUUUCAGUGGUGCAUCGCUUUGGGAACAGCCUUCAUCCCAUUGUGCAUGUUCUCAUGGGUGAUGUCUACCUACUUCUGCCUCCUGUCAUCAAUCCCAUCAUUUAUGGUGCCAAGACCAAACAGAUCAGAACCCGGGUGCUAGCUACGUUUAAGAUCAGCUAUGACAGGGAGUUUCAGCCUGUGGGAGGCAAGUGACCCUUACCACUGCACUUAUUCUUACCUUUAAUGGCUUGAUAUAAUGAUUUCCUAAUGCUAGCUUGAUCUUAGUUGCCCAUAAACACAUCGGUGAUUUUCUCUGGUUUAGCUUCUAAAUACUUCCUCUGUUUGGGGUGAAAUUUUUGAGGCUGCCAUAAUUAUUUUCUAGGC
Messenger RNA from Capra hircus (goat), 1252 nucleotides. RefSeq names its product olfactory receptor 51E2. The transcript has 2 exons. Gene Ontology annotation, cellular component: membrane. Gene Ontology annotation, molecular function: G protein-coupled receptor activity; olfactory receptor activity. Lineage: Eukaryota; Metazoa; Chordata; Mammalia; Artiodactyla; Bovidae. The coding region runs from base 119 to 1081 and encodes 320 amino acids. Gene Ontology annotation, biological process: G protein-coupled receptor signaling pathway. The record is from RefSeq and is a predicted model, not a curated record.